Boleophthalmus pectinirostris (great blue-spotted mudskipper) is the source of this 406-nucleotide messenger RNA. Its product is annotated as H-2 class I histocompatibility antigen, K-K alpha chain-like. The transcript has 2 exons. Gene Ontology annotation, cellular component: external side of plasma membrane. Bases 91 to 390 code for a protein of 99 amino acids. NCBI's taxonomy places the organism in Eukaryota, Metazoa, Chordata, Actinopteri, Gobiiformes, Gobiidae. Gene Ontology annotation, biological process: immune response. The record is from RefSeq and is a predicted model, not a curated record.
UCGAGUCCGCAGACAGAGACAGAGACAGAGAGAGAGAGAGACACAGACACAGGAGACAUUUUUAUUUACAUUUUUGAUUUGAUUUUCAACAUGAACUCGUGUGCGCUGCUCCUGCUCCUGGGGACACUGCUACACGGAGCCACAGCCACGGUUCACACUUUGAAAUAUUUUGACACUUCUUCAUCUCAAGUCCCAAACUUCCCAGAGUUCAUUGCAGUUGGAUAUGUGGACGACCUCCAGAUCACUCACUACGACAGUUUCACAAAGAAAUUUGUCCCCAAACAGGAGUGGAUGAACAAACUCACAGAGGAGGAUCCUCAGUACUGGGAGAGGAACACUCAGAUCAAUUUGGGGAAUGAGCAGGUGGGAAAAGUCCCAAAUAGAAAUUGAGAAACGACGUCCUCAA